CUUCCACUUGCACAGUAUUUCGAGCCAGAUCAUAUGCCAUUUCCCCCCCCCCCUCCCAAUCUCUACAACUAGGUGUAUUGAGGAGAGCGUGCAGUUUCGACACUGCCAAAAAUACAGUCUAACAUGAUGUAAAUCGGGAUCAUCGGGCCUGUGUCCAUAAUUAUACUCACUGGCACGACCCUAUCAAGUAUUACUCUUCACCCUCAAAUUUUCACCAUAUGUCGCUUUCAUCCUUAGGUCCCUUCAAAGCCCUUGCUUGCCAUGUGGAGAAUUAACAUCGGCGGCAAUGAGCAGUACACGUAAAAUAUCGUGUUCUAUCUGUUGAUCUGGAGAAAUGUGACCAGUGGAAUUCUCGCCAGCUAUCAAUACAUAAAUAUACAAUUUGAAUUCCCUUGCCUUUGUCAUUUUCAACCAUGACCCCCGCUAAUAAUACUGCCAACGACACGACCAAUUAUGAUGAGACAUGUCCACUCCUCCGUACUACUUCCAAUGUUCACAACGCCGAAGCUCAGAUCGCUGAGAAACCCAAGUCUACUCCUCUACCAAAGGCUCAACUCGCUGCACUCUGCAUCGUUCGUCUAGUCGAACCCAUAACGUUCACUCAGCUCUUUCCAUAUGUCAACGAGUUCAUGAGCGAUCUUCAUCUCACAGAUGACCCAUCAAAAAUAGGCUUCUAUAGCGGGUUGGUUGAGAGCGCUUUUGCUAUAUCUCAAUUGUGUUCCAUCUACCAGUGGGCUAGGUUAUCAGAUGUUAUCGGACGACGUCCUGUCAUAUUUCUCGGCAUAAUUGGGCUUGCCAUCACCACGCUCAUGUUUGGUUUAUCCAAAUCGCUGGCAAGUGUCUUAGUGGCGCGUUGCUUGGGUGGACUAUUUUCGGGAAAUAUCGCUGUCAUCCAUUCGGUUCUAGGAGAAAUUACCGAUUCCACAAACCAGAUGGUGGCUUUCCCCAUAUACGGCCUGGCCUGGCCUAUUGGCUCAAUCAUCGGACCACUUAUGGGUGGAGCGUUCUCUCACCCGGCCUCGAAAUAUCCCGAAAUAUUAGGAUACCAGUUCCUCAAGGAUUAUCCCUAUUUCCUGCCAUGCUUCAUUGCAUCCACGUUCGCUAUUAUCGGUAUUUUCCUUGGAUUCAUUUUCCUUGAAGAGACUCUGCCCAGCAAGCGCAACGGCAAGAAAAGCAUUUCUCCUAAUGCAAGUACCAAUGGUGAUAGCGUCACGACUGCACCAGCUCUUCCUGAGAAGCCUCUCAGUGUUUCAAAAUUAUUGUCGGUACCAAUCAUAUCCGCUUUGGCACUAUCUGGCUUUAUGCUAAGCUAUAUUGGAACAUCCUUCGACGUUGUAUUUGUCUUGUUCUGCUACUCGCCAAUUAAAUCCGGCGGUCUGGCGUUCUCAGCAUCACAAAUCGGAUACUCUCUUGCCAUCGCGGGUGCUAUCGGUGCUGCCAUCCAACUUUGUAUCAUGUCCUAUCUCCUUCGAACGUUUGACCCUGCGAAGAUCUAUUGCUUCUGCAUGAGCUUAUGGCCUUAUACCUUCCUCGUCUUGCCUGUUUUGAACCUUAUCGCUCGUGCUGGCUUGGACGAGACCACCGGCGAACUUGGAACGACCGCUGUUGCUUUUCUAUGGGUUGGUAUCGCCUUCGUCCUCCUGUUGACCAAGGCCGCUUGCGUUGCCUAUGGCAUUAGCAUGAUCCUUACCAAGGAGAACGCUCCGAAUGCCGCAUCGCUGGGGCAGUCCAAUGGCUUGGUUCAGUUUACGAUGUGUUUCGCGAGAUCAUUCGCUCCCUUUGUAGUCAGUGCUUUGUUCGCAACCUCCUUAGAGUACAACUUGUUGGGCGGAUACCUGUGGCUUGUCACUAUGAUCAUGAUUUCGUUCCUGGGCAUGACGACAUCGCGCAAGAUCAAGCAGAACAGUGUGAAGACGAUAGGUUGAUUGGUCUAUGUCCAACAAAAGACCUACCGCGAUAGGUGGUGGGCAAUCACAUUCUAUAUUCCCAAGGCAUUACAUAUCACGACACCAUCAUGACUACCCAUAUCCAUUUCAAUCUUUGUUCAUAUACGCAUCUCUCGUCGCUGUUAUCUACCAGUUAUGUUAUUUUUUUCUUUUCUGAUAAGAACAUCUCCAUACC
This is a messenger RNA of Suillus fuscotomentosus, 2121 nucleotides long. Its product is annotated as major facilitator superfamily domain-containing protein. Gene Ontology annotation, molecular function: transmembrane transporter activity. NCBI's taxonomy places the organism in Eukaryota, Fungi, Basidiomycota, Agaricomycetes, Boletales, Suillaceae. The coding region runs from base 414 to 1925 and encodes 503 amino acids. The transcript is spliced from 10 exons. Gene Ontology annotation, biological process: transmembrane transport. The record is from RefSeq and is a predicted model, not a curated record.